UUAGUUGGUUACGCAAUCGUCGAUUCUGCAUGCUGUGAUGUGAUUUGAAGUAUAUAUUGUAAACCGUUAAGUUUUGUUAAAUAUGGUGGAAGGACCAGGGUGUAAAAUCAAAGGAGAGAAAAUAAAAUCUAAACUGAUGAAACAGGCAGUAAAGGCGGUGUCAGGCAAUGCUGUAGACAGGGAAAUAAAGCCAAAGAAAGGACAGGUGACGUCACAGUUUGACGUUCUGAUUGGGCGACGGCUGACCGGCGUACAGACACUGGGAAAAGAGCUGUUUAUGUAUUUCGGAGAUGUCUGUUUAAGGGUUCAUUUUUUGAUGGCGGGGUCGUUCCGGGUCAACGGACAGGCCCUGGACAAGGACUAUGGGAAACUGACAGAAACUCCCUCCCUCCAGGUCAACUUCAGUACAGACGUACUGACGUUCUACAAGUCUGCUGCACAGAUCAGGGAGUCUGUGUCAUGUAGCUCCAGGUAUGACGCCCUCCACGACCUUGACAUCUGCUCCCCAGUGUUCAACCACCAGAGGGCCGUUACCAUGGUGAUGGAACAGAGUGACCGACAGGUCUGUGAUGUACUACUGGAUCAGACCAUACUGCCGGGAGUCGGAAAUAUCAUCAAAAACGAGGCUUUGUUUGACAGCGGGAUAAAGCCGAGCUCUAAGGUCCAGCAGCUCUCCAAAGAACUAGUGUCUCACCUGGUGAAAAUGACCAGGGACUUCUCUCUCAUCUUCUACAAGUGUAGGAAGACUGGGACCAACUUGAAUCAGUAUAUGAAGAUUUAUAACAAGAGAAAAUGUGGGCAGUGUGAGGGAAAAGUUACAAUAACAAGAAUAGGGGACGACAGUGAGAGAGUGACUUAUUACUGUCCAAACUGUCAGACCAACACACUCAAGUCACAAGUCAAAGUUCAUCCAUGCAAGAACAGUCUAUUGGGAUGGGUACAAUCAGCCAAUCAGAAACCGGAAAUAAAUUCAGCCAAUCAGAGCAGUGAAGUAAAUUCAGCCAAUCAGAACAAUGAGGAGGAUUGGAGCUGUCAGAUAUGUACGUUGAUAAACAGUGGGACAAAACUCAGGUGUGAAGCCUGCAUGACAGAAAGGGAAGCAACUCAUACAGACAAAAGUAAAACGGGUUUGAAAAGGAAGUCAUCAACAGAUUUUUCAGAGCAGUCUGUUAAGAAAGUGAAGGAAAGCAAUGAUGGUCCGCCAGUCAGAAACCUUGACAAAAUGGAAUCCGUGUUAAUUCCCAGGCUUCCUUUAGGAAACAUCCCGCGUCUUCCUACUUUGACACAUUCAGGAAACACAGACUCUCAAAAAGCACGUCAAACAAAUGGAAACAUUGUUGGGAAAACAUUGUCUAAAAAUUCAAGUACUGGGAUUAAAAAGCCACAGACAGGCAUUGGAGGACAUCAAAACAAAGAUGUUAAGAUGAAUGUGAAAGCUGGUGCUCCAACAGUUUCAAAAAAGAUGUCACAAGAUUCCAAGGGACAAGGAGCUAGCAAAGUUCCCUUGUGUCCAGGCCACAGUAAACCUUGCUCCAUGACGCAAACCCGGAAAAAGGGAGACAAUUUUCUUCGCUGGUUCUUCUCCUGUGGUGUUUAUCCACGAUCGAAGCAAUGCAAGUUUUUCCAGUGGGCGGAUGAGAAAUUUCCAAUUUGUCCAAACCAUGGCAAACCAGCGGCAUUCAGGACCGUGAUGAAGGAAGGACCCAACAAUGGCAGAAAGUUCUUUGCUUGUCCACUACCUAAACAGAAACAGUGCGGAUUCUUUGAGUGGGCGGAAGGUUUUGAGGUUUGAACCCAGAUAUAGUACUGUUUGAUACAAAGACUGACUCUGAUGUGGACAUUGUAUGGUUUGUCAUGUACCGGUAUUUCAUUGAUCGUGGAAGGGUUUAUGGCUUUAAUACAAGAAGUCGCAUAUAAUUUUCCCAAAAUAAAUUGAGAUUCUGUAUGAUUUUAUUUUUCUAUGUAACACAGAUAAUUAAUCUGUAAGGUAAUUUCUAUAUUAAUAUUAUGUAGGUUCGGGAUAACUUAAAGUCAAGGCCACAUAGUCCCUUCAUGAACAGCGAAAUAUUUUUGUUCUUUAGAAGAAAUUUGUUUUCACUUCUGCAAAUCCUCAUAAAUACCCUGGUGCAUGAAAAAAAUACAUGUUUUUGAAGGGGGCUGGAUGGUUGUAGACAUUUUUUUUACAACAUUAAUAGAGCUCAGUUUAACGUUGUAGAAAAAAAAUCAAUUUAUAAAUCUAAAAUAUUUGGCUCUUUCUUCACUAAAUAACAAAACAUACCUUUUUAAUUGUUCAGUUACAUUAUAAUAUUCUAUACCUGAAAGCAUAACGAGAAUAAUGCAGAAUUAAGGUUCAGAACAGACCUUGAGAUCACAGUCAACUAUUUGCACUUGGAGUAAUCUCUCUUUCGAACUAAUGCGCCAUCAAUGUCAUGAAAAACUGUUUUUAAAUAUUAAUUUACUAGAAAGUCGCAGCAAGAGAUAAACCGAUGGAAAAUACCUGGCUUAUCUAUCCACAUAAAUGGGUUAUCACUGCACGUAUGAUAACUAAAAUGUUUAUUCAUCCUCUUUUUUUCAUCAGACAAAAACUGUUAUCUCGCGUCUGAGUAGCCGAAGGUUUUGCAAAACAAUAAACAUCGACUAGGAUAUCAUAAUCUAGCUGAAGAGGAAUUUACAAAAGAGGGAUAAAAUGCCACGAUUUGACCUCAUUUUGAAAUUUUGAUAUUGGCCUUUAAUUUCAAUAUGAUCAAAUAGUACCCAAAAUUUAAACCAUUACAGUUUUGUCCUAUGCUACUAGAUAGCAACGAUUUUUGUUUAAAUUUAUAUUUUUUUUUGGGGGGGGGUGUCUUUAUAUGUAAUUUUGUGCUUAAAAAUAAACUUUAAACCAAUUUACAUAUCAGUAUCAACGUGCUUAACACAUAAGCGAUAACACUGCUAAUCCCUCGCACAAAAGAUAUUGAACGAUCCUUAAUCCAAUGACAUCGUUCAUUAAACUCAAAAUGAUAUUUACAAUUAUUUCAUCCAUUAUGCACAAGAAGUGUUAUAACUCAGUUAUGAGAAUAAAGUUCAUUGUCAUUGUCAACUUUAUAA
This is a messenger RNA of Magallana angulata, 3087 nucleotides long. Its product is annotated as endonuclease 8-like 3. The record is from RefSeq and is a predicted model, not a curated record. The coding region runs from base 83 to 1792 and encodes 569 amino acids. Gene Ontology annotation, molecular function: DNA-(apurinic or apyrimidinic site) endonuclease activity; damaged DNA binding; zinc ion binding. The transcript is spliced from 10 exons. Lineage: Eukaryota; Metazoa; Mollusca; Bivalvia; Ostreida; Ostreidae. Gene Ontology annotation, cellular component: nucleus. Gene Ontology annotation, biological process: base-excision repair.